ACCAGGCCUGGACUGCCCAUCUCCUUCCUUCAAAACUGUGACUUUUUACGGACUCGGUUGGGUGUUCCACCGCCCCCCAGGUGCUAUGGGUAGGGGGGCCCCUGGAAGGAAUAAAACAAGAAACAAAAGCAAGCACUGCUCGAUGAUGUCUUCCCUCGCCCCUUCGCGCCUGGACUCUACCGAGGCACCCCAAAGCCCAGCCCGGGCCUGUGUCCGGGGCUUCUUAGUCCGUCGCCACUUCCAGAGCCUGCGAGCUGAGUAUGAGGCUGUUGUCCGAGAGAUUGACGGCGACCUGGGCACGCUGCAGUGGACCGAGGGCUGGCUUCCCACGCCCCGGUUUCCUCCACAGGUAGUAAACACCCCGAGAGAAGCGGGGAGGAGUCGGAGGGACCUGGGUAGGAGGUUAACGGUUAGAUUGAACCGUCCCUUCCGCUGACAUGUUUUCUCACUGGUAGUGGUAAUCCUCACCUCACACCCCAAUUCUUAAUCCCCACCCCGACUCCAAUGUGUCUGUGGAAGUAUGUUGCCCACUAAUGGGAAUCUGAUUUCUCAGAAGGCGAAAUCUCCCUGCAUCCGGCCAGCUGGAGAACGGAGAGCGAAUCCAGAGCCGGCGCAGCAGAACCGCUGGCUACGUAAGAAGCCUGAGGAAGAGGCCAUCCCUGAGAAGACAAGGCCAACAGUGUCAGGAGAGAGCUCAGCAUCUGCCCGAAGGGUGCCCUGCCCAGAUGCCAGGCCCUGGCCCCAGGGACAGAACAGGAAACCCUGCCGAGAGCAAAGUGCAGACGGGCCGUGGAUGAAGAAACCAGAGACUGCAGGUCCAGGACUGCCCUGCAGUCAGACCGAGCUACAGGAGCUCCGCAGCCACUUGGCCAUGGAAUUGCUGUGGCUUCAGCAGGCCAUCAAUAGCCGUAAAGAGUAUCUAAUCCUCAAACAAACACUGAGGUCUCCAGAGGCCUGUCAGACGAGAGACAAGCCCAGCGGGUAUCCAGACGAUGAGGGACAGGUCUAUGAGAGCCCCACACGGGAAGACCAGUCCUCCAGCAACAGGACCACUGGAGAGAGAGACCACGCAGAAGAUGCCUGCUGGGGGUUCAGACCCUGCAAAUCCCCAGAACGAUGGGCUACUAUAGACAGAAGUACUGUUGGGUCCAGGCCCAGGGACCCAGGCCAGAGGAAGACUGGGCCACUACUGUCUACAGUACCCAAGAACCUGGCUAGAGAGCCAGGCCAUGGGAGACAGAGCUUGGGAGGGCCCUGCCAGCAAUUGAGGAACUCCCUGGAGGAUCUGACCCCCAAAGGUCUCUGUUCUGAGGAAGCCAGGACGCAUCCACCUGCAGUCUCUGAGGACCCACACAUUAAGGACAAGUUUCCUAGAGCUCUGGACCACAAAGAGCCUGACUUCCAGAGAGCCAGGCCACAAGAACUGGGCCACUCAGAUGACUGUGUCUCCUGGGAUGGGCCCUUGGCAGGGCUGCCAGAACAUGGCGGCCUGGAUCUCUGGGGCACUAAACCACCCAAGGGCCAGACCCUUGGUGAUCAAAGUACUGGCGAUAGAGCCACCAAUAUGGCCAAUCAUGAAGGAUGGAAAAACCAGAGGGGAACACCCUGGAGAGCAAGCCCCCCUGAAAAACGGUCUCCUGCAGCUUAGACUAGACCAAGAGGAUGGUGGCGGCUGGGGGUGGGGAAGCUGUGGAAAUGGGACCUCCAGGCUACCCCCCAGAGAGUUGCAUGGGGGAUGCCAGGAAAGGGUUAUAAUGGAGGCAGGGCCUCAUCCUAGCUCCCUCAUGUCAGCCAAUGACCUAGGCCUGCCGUUGGUGGCUGGUGGGGUCGAGAAGCUGGAAUGGGACAGAAGCAGUAGUAUAGCUGGUAGGGUGUUUGCCUUACACACGACUGACCCAGGUUUGAUUCCUGGCAUCCUGUAUGGUAACCAGGAGUAAUUCCUGAGUGUAGAACCGGGAGUAACCCCUGAGUAUUGCCAGUGUGACCCCCCAAAAAAAGCGA
Messenger RNA from Sorex fumeus (smoky shrew), 2001 nucleotides. Its product is annotated as coiled-coil domain-containing protein 28B. The coding region runs from base 521 to 1648 and encodes 375 amino acids. The transcript is spliced from 4 exons. The record is from RefSeq and is a predicted model, not a curated record. Lineage: Eukaryota; Metazoa; Chordata; Mammalia; Eulipotyphla; Soricidae.